This is a messenger RNA of Nerophis ophidion (straightnose pipefish), 7724 nucleotides long. RefSeq names its product myocardin related transcription factor Ba (gene mrtfba). The transcript is spliced from 17 exons. The coding region runs from base 369 to 3533 and encodes 1054 amino acids. Gene Ontology annotation, biological process: smooth muscle cell differentiation. Lineage: Eukaryota; Metazoa; Chordata; Actinopteri; Syngnathiformes; Syngnathidae. The record is from RefSeq and is a predicted model, not a curated record.
ACGCCCCCAAACAGCCUUCCUGCCCGGCUACGUCAUGACGUCACCCUGCAUCAGCACCCACAGAGUAGUCGCAGCCAUUUUACUCCGCCAAAAUAAACUUCAAUCUCAUUGCUGGAGGAAACCAAAUCGCCGAGGACGACGCCGUUGUCAUUAUGGACACAUCGCCAUGAGCGCCAGCGCGGACGUUGUGGGGUUUCUGCUGUUGUCACGUCUGUUCUAAAUGGCUGUCAAAGUGUGCCAACUAGUCGGAAUACCUACUCAGACGUAUUCUGCCAAUGUAGCAACCUCACUCAACCAAAGGACUGUGACCUUACAUACCCGCCAAUCGCCUGGGACAACAUAUCCCUAUUUUGUCUCCUGACACAGGGAUGGAGCCCCAGGCUUCCCUGCAGCACCUUGGAGCAGAAGGGAUGUGUGUGCUGGUCCCCAGUCCACAGAGUGAAGCAGUGACCCAUGAGAUGGAGGAGUUGUCGCUGCAGCCCACCCAGAGACUGCCCCCGCUCAAUGAACGCAAAAACGUUCUGCAGUUGAGACUUCAGCAAAGACGAACUCGCGAGCAGUUGGUGGAUCAGGGCAUCAUGCCACCCCUGAAGAGUCCGGCUGCUUUCCAUGGGCAGAUCCGCAGCUUGGAGAGAGCAAGGACAGAGAAUUUCCUUAAGCACAAGAUCCGCAGUCGUCCAGAGAGAGCAGAACUGGUCAGGAUGCACAUCUUGCAAGAGACUGGAGCUGAGCCGUCACUACAGGCCACUCAGAUGAAGCUAAAGAGGGCCCGAUUGGCCGACAACUUGAAUGAGAAAAUUGCCCAGAGACCUGGUCCCAUGGAACUUAUAGAGAAAAACAUUAUACCUGUGGAUUCCAGCCUUAAACACGUCAUUAUAGGACAGGUGAAUUAUCAUAAAGUCUCGGAUGAGGACAGUAGUGAUGCCCUGUCUCCAGAGCAGCCUGCUAGCCAAGAAUCUCAGAGCUCUAUACCCUCACCUGUGGAGGUAAAAGGCCCAGAAACCCCCACUCCAGCGCCACUUCCUCCUAGCAUCUUACUGAAGUCCCCCCCAGCUGCUGUACAAUCCACCACAGACAGAAUGAAGGUAUUCACUGCGAAUGAGCAGCCUUCAAGCCGCCCUGCAGUAUCUGUUGCUCAUCCCAUCACUCCUUCCAAGCCAGGCCCAACACUGGUGAAACAAAGCCAGCAAAAGACGCCGUCUGAGAAGAGCCGCAAGAAAGGCAAAGAGGCCAAACCCAGAGUGAAAAAGCUCAAGUACCAUCAGUAUGUUCCACCAGACCAGAAGCAGGAGGCCUGUGAGGCACAGAUGGAUUCAUCCUAUGCCAGACUUCUAGAGCAGCAACAGUUGUUUCUCCAACUACAGAUCCUCAGCCAGCAACAGCAGCACUACAACUAUCAAACUAUUUUACCUGCCCCGCUCAAGCCCGUGACAGAGGGCCAGAGCGGCAGUCCGAGCACCCUACCGACCUCCAUUGUUGUUUCUUUGCCCACUGCACCUCCACCACCCACACUGCCUCUGGCACGGCAGAACAACUCCUUAUCGAGCCGUAAGCCCGGAGUCUUGCCUCCCAACCUGGAGGAGAUGAAGGUUGCUGAGCUGAAGCUGGAGCUGAAACUACGUGGCCUCCCUGUGUCAGGAACUAAAAUGGAUCUGAUCGAAAGACUAAAGCCCUUCCAGGAUAGUCCUAGCUCGCCUGCUCUGACCACUAUUCCCUCACCUGCCACCACCACUCUCACCGCCAUUCCCAUGGAGAUCGUCACCACCAAUACCAGACCUGCUGGCACCCAUCCACUCCAGCAAGUGGCCACUGAGAUUAUAAAUUCCACGCCUCCUGUCUCGCCCCCGACUCCCAAAGGUCUUUUUAGCUUCCGGCAGGAUGUAGGCCUGUCUGACGCAAAUUGUGAGCCAUCAGGGCCCACACCUCUCCCUCCAUUGCCUGUCCCAGAAAAGGACAAGAGGCUCCAUGAGAAGGAGCAACAGAUUGAAGAGCUAAUGAGGAAGCUUGAGCACGAGCAAAAGUUGGUGGAGGAGCUGAAGAUGCAGCUGGAGGUAGAGAAGAGGACUCAGAGCAGCACUGACUCUCCAUUUGUAGUAUCAAGUUCUAUGAGCCCUGUUUCAACAGUCCUCAAUACAAACACUGUAAAACUGGAGCAACCGACCUUGUCAAACUGUUCUCCAUCUUCCUUUCCUAAUUCUCUUUUGGGCUCCCAGACUCUUACUAACCCGCUGCAAAAUGUGGUGAAGUUGGAGGACAUGACUGUGUGUUCUGGCAAACCUGUCCAACUUCCGCCUCAAACGCAGAUCCUCACGCAUACUCAAGGCCAAGUUAGCAGCAGCCCACAGUCUCUCCAGAGAAGUCCCAAACUUAACAACCAGCAACAAUCCCAACCCGCCGCCCCCAACUUGCAGCAGUUCUUCAUCAGCCAUUCUGGCGGGGUUUCCCAGAUGCUUGGUCAACAUCAGACUCUGCUGACCACAACUGGUCAGACUGGAACUCAGAUUCUGCUCCCUGUGUCACUACCCAACAACACAACCUCCAUCCAGCUGCCGAGCACCACGGUCAGCCUACAGCCUGUCCUUCAGGCAACUGUCUCAAAUCCAGGCCGAGUCCAGGCCUCCAUUCCUCAGCUGCCGACCACCAAGAUGGAGACAUUCCCCAGUCAGCAGUUAGUCAACCACAACUCAUUGCUGCAGACUUUAUCAAUGUGCACUAACACCAUGGACACAAAGAACCACACAAGGCCUGAGGUAAAUCCCCGGUGUUUCUUGAGGAGCUCCCCGGAUAGCAGAGCCUCUCCUCGGCCAUCGCCCAGUCACAUCUCCAAUGGGCCCCUCAAUAAGUCUUCCUCGGCAACCCAGCCCAACUUGAUCCUGCAGCCUGCAUCUUUGCUUUCUCAGCUUCCCAAUACAAAAGAACCUCCUCGCUAUGAGGACGCUGUCAAACAGAGCCGCAACAUGCACGUCAACAACGUUUCACAGGUUGCCACAGCAACCAGUCAGCAAAUGGAUGACUUGUUUGACAUCCUCAUACAGAGUGGAGAAAUGACUCCGUUUAUCCCGCAUGAUGGUCUGACUAAGAGCCACCCGGUCACAGCUAGCGUCAGCAUGCUUCCCCUCAACAGCGCCCUCUACAGAUCCCCGCCACACAUCCAGUUGGCCCCUCCCCCCUCGCUGAGUCCCGCCAUGGACCCCGGCCUGGCCAACCUCUCCUCGCUGGCCACCGACAACCAGCUUGAAGCCUUCCUGGAGAGGACGCUGGCCGACACGCCGUCAGCAUCAGACCCGCGCACGCAGGGCCUUAUGGAAGAGCUGCAGGCGCAGCUGAUGGACCAGCAUCCCUACUCGCCCAUGGACACGUCCGACAUGUCCUUCUGCGACUCCUCCUCCUCACCGCCGUCCUCGCUCAACAUGGCUUUGUCCGACCCGGCGCUGGACAACAUGGAGUGGUUGGACCUCACCAUGCCUCCGGGCUCAGGCGGGAUCCCUGCGGACUUCCUGGACUCGCACGACAUGCAGCUGCACUGGGAAUGACGCGCCGUCGCAAGAUGGAGAAGAGCACUGAUGGCGUGGGUAACAGUCCAACUUCAACCACGUGGAACUACACGCAGGAGUUUGCACAGCUGUCCAAAAAAAAUGAUGUCAUCACUUCGGUGGCUAGAAGGCUAGAAACAAAAAAAGGUUUGAUAUCAAAGAGGCGGAGCCAAUUGGACUUGAGUAGCAUGGACUAUCUGUACAUAAGAAGAACAUGGCUCAUAAACAUGAUCCUGCCAUAUUGUGACCCGUGUGCACGUCCUGCAUGUUUGCUGACUCAUCAACGACGCAGAGGAACAAACAUCCACAAAAACUAUCUGGGAAGAAACACAGGUGAGAGCUAUGCACUACAGAGGCGUGACCAGGCCUCCACUUUGAUGACGUCACAGAUUUGUCCACACGUCUCUCUUUUAUGAAUGUAUUUUGUCAGGUGAGGGAACUCUGGUAAUCACGGCAGCUUUGUGACUGUGCAAAGGGAACAAAUGUAGGCCUCACAUUUUAGGUCCAUCCAUAUCCGACUGUCCUGCUGUGUGUGUGAGUGUGUGUUUUCCUGUAUUUCUACCCUUCUUGAGAAAUUAACUAGGAAAAGUACCUUCCAUAUGAGGAGUGGUGAACAAGUUAGGACAUACAUCAUGGUCUCAAUAAGGAAAACCAUUGCAUCUAAUAGAGAAAGUCUCAUUUGCACCCCUGGUGGUGAAAUCUAUCAAAAUCCGGGCGGUCCCAAAGAGGAUGGAUUUUUCAAAUUGACUGUGUGUCGGUUUUUAAAGUGCUCCCCCUCUGGUCAACAUAUGAAAUAACAAGUGUGUUUAAAAAUGUUAGGUGCUCCCCCUCUGGCCAACAUAUGUAAUAACAAGUGUGUGUAAGAAAUUGAAAUGCACCCCCUUUAGCCCAAAAUUAAUAAUAAAAAAUAAAUAUGUAUAGAGACAUACUGUAAUAACUUGAAGUAAAUAAUGAAGAUUAAAAACCAAUUACAAACUAAACCCCCCCCCCCCAAAAAAAUAACUAAAAGCUUACCUUUUUAAUAUUUGGCAUAUAUGUAUAUAUUAUUGAUGUUGUAAAUACACAUCUUUAUAUAUCUAGAAAGGGUGGUCCUAAAGAGGUAGGCAUUUUCUGAGGUCUCAAGAAGGUAACAAACACAAGAAUGUACAUGUGUGUGUCAUCAAUGCUAUCAUUAGAAUAGUCAGAGUUAAAAAAAACUAACCUAAUUGGACUUUUGUAGCAACGUUUCCAUAGUUAGAAUUGACAUAGUCAGUUCCAGGGUCAAACUGUCACCAUCACGAACAAUUCAGGCAUUUUAACAUCAUGACACAGGUGUGGAACUGCAUGGUGUUGUCCUACCUGGUCGUGAAAGUGUAAAAAGAAGUUCACGGCUGUGUAGUAAAACUUCGAAACAACCCAGGAGUACUCAUGUUCACUCUGGUGAGAGCAGAAAUAAUCACAGUGGUGUUGAUUGUAGGUCAGUGGUUCUUAACCUUGUUGGAGGUACCGAAACCCACCAGUUUCAUGUGUGCAUUCACCGAACCCUUUUUUAGUGAGAAAUACAAAUGUUUUUCAAAUUCGAGAUAAAGUUAUACCGUAUUUUUCGGAGUAUAAUCACUCCGGAGUAUAAGUUGCACCUGCCGAAAAUGCAUAAUAAUGAAGGGAAAAAUGCAUAUAAGUCGCACUGGAGUAUAAGUCGCAUUUUUAGGGGAAAUUUAUUUGAUAAAAUCCAACACCAAGAUUAGACAUUUGAAAGGCAAUUUAAAAUAAAUGAAGAAUAGUGGACAGGCUGAAUAAGUGUACGUUAUAUGACACAUAAAUAACCAACUGAGAAAGUGCCUGAUAUGUUAACGUAACAUAUUAUGGUAAGAGUCAUUCAAACAACUAUAACAUAUAGAACAGUGGUUCUCAAAUGGGGGUGCGCGUACCCCUGGGGGUACUUGAAGGUAUGCCAAGGGGUACGUGAGAUUUUAAAAAAUUCUAAAAAUUGCAACAAUUCAAAAAUCCUUUAUAAAUAUGUUUAAUGAAUAAUACUUCAACAAAAUAUGAAUGUAAGUUCAUAAACUGUGAAAAGAAAUGCAACAAUGCAAUAUUCAAUGUUGACAGUUAGAUUUUUUGUGGAAAUGUUCCAUAAAUAUUGAUGUUAAAGAUAUCUUUUUUUGUGAAGAAAUUAGAAUUAAGUUUGUGAAUCCAGAUGGAUCUCUAGUACAAUCCCCAAAGAAGGCACUUUAAGUUGAUGAUUACUCCUAUGUGUAGAAAUUUGUAUUCAUAAUUGAAUCACUUGUUUAUUUUUCAACACGUUUUUAGUUAUUUUUAUAUCUUUUUAUCCAAAUAGUUCAAGAAAGACCACUACAAAUGAGCAAUAAUUUGCACUGUUAGACAAUUUAAUAAAUCAAAAACUGAUGACAUAGUGCUGUAUUUAACUUCUGUAUCUCUUUUUUUCAACCAAAAAUGCUUUGCUCUGAUUAGGGGGUACUUGAAUUAUAAAAAUGUUCACAGGGGGUACAUCACUGAAAAAAGGUUGAGAACCACUGAUAUAGAACAUGCUCUACGUUUACCAAACAAUCUGUCACUCCUAAUCGCUAAAUCCCAUGAAAUCUCAUACGUCUAGUCUCUUACGUGAAUGAGCUAAAUAAUAUUAUUUGAUAUUUUGCGGUAAUGUGUUAAUAAUUUCACACAUAAGUCGCACCCCUGGCUAAACUAUGAAAAAAAUGUGACUUAUAGUUCGAAAAAUAUGGUAUGUUUUUUUUUUACUGGUGCACAGAAUGAACCGUGCAUGAAUAUCACCUUGUUCAAAGAAGAAAACCAACAUGAACUCACAACACAUUACACACUUGCAAAUCAGAUGGAAAAUUAGAAGGAACAUUGUUUUGGUGUAUCCGUAAUACGCCAAUAGGGAGAAGUUUUUAUUUACACUAUAAGUCGGGAGUAGCUUCACCUCAGCCGCAGAGGCUCCGCCGAACCCCUGAGGCCGACUCACCGAACCCAGGUUAAGAACCACUGUUGUAGGUGGAGGUGCAAGGUGCUGCCAUGUUUAAAAGUCCACCCCAGCUGACUUGGGGACAGCCAAUCACAAGGUGCAUAUAACCAGACAGACUUUUGAUUCCAAAUAUAUUUUUGGAUGUGGUAGAAAGCAGGAGUGAACCCACACAAACCUGCGAGGCGCAUGAGCCCCCCACUCGUCCACCGUUCUGUCUUUUGAAGAGUCUACUAAAAAGAAGCACAAUACUGGCUGCAACCAGCAGGAGGCGGUGUUAGGCCAGGCGCCAAUAUAAUAUAUGUAAUAAUCUGACGUCCUGUGCGGAAAAAUCUUACUUUUAGAAAUGUAUAAAUGAAUUAAACAAAUUUAAAGUUGUUCUUUAUGUUGUACUGACUAGCCUCGGAUGACAAAACAAUAACUGUUCUAAAAUAAGAAGGAUUUUCGAAGUCGCGUGGGUUGUGUGGGCGUGUCGCCAGCAGCUUUAUGUCUUUGUGGCGCAUUGUCCGUGCAGUGUUCACGUCCUCCGGUCAUUCCCCCCCCGUGGCCUCAAGAGGGCGCUAUUACUGCUUUAAUUCUCCACACGCAACUUUACAUAGAUGUGAUUCCAUGUGGAGCCUUUUGUCACUUGAGCCAACAUUACUAACGAGUUUUUUUUUUUUUUUUACAUUUGAUGUUCGCCUUUAAGGGUGUCAAAUUGAAUGUUUUAUGGACAAAACAAGGCAUUGGACUUUAUUAUCACUUUUUUCAGGUUGAUUUAUAAUGAUUAUUAUUUUUCUUACCACUACUUUGGUUUGCAUUUGAUCUUGUUCUACUGAUAUAUUUGUCAUAUCGGCCCUCGGUGAUCGGAGCCCGACUGGCCAGUGAAGGUCAGCUCGUACGUUACUGUAACCAUGACAACCGUGUACUGUACUUUGCUGCAUGUGAUAACAGUUGUUAAGAAUCUAUUACGGUGUUUCUGGAUAACUCCUGGGCUUCCCUUUACUGACUGCAGUUUAUCGCCAUGGUAACAGUAACAUCAAUUCUGACUAUUCUGGGAUUUAAAAAAGAAUAAAAAAUCACCCUUCCCUUCCACCUUUUGUUUGCCUGCCAUAUGUUUUGCACAUUGUGUACAUACUUCUAUAGAUGUAAGUCAUAUUUUUAUACAUGUUUACAAUCACGGGCUCUCUAUGUUGUAAAUACUUCAAAGGAUGUAAGGCCUUUUAUGUGAAGAUAAUAAAAUUGGUGUACUAUGA